ACACAUUAUUAUUUCGAACCACCCACAUCGCGGAAAAUAUAAAAUUUUAAGUCAAGACGAAAGUUACAAAACACUGGAUAAUAUGAUUUUAUGUAAUUAAUUUGUCAAUAAUAGGAAACAUGGUUUUGUGUAGCGGCUAAGGAACUAGAAUGUUGCAUCAUGGCAUUAAUGUCUUCAGAAGAAAACAAUGAAAACACACAAUCUACAAAAAUUUCAAGCAGAACUAAAUACAAACAAAGCGAAAAGAAGAAACAAAAAUUAAAAAAGAAACUGAAAUUAACUGGGAACGUGAUAUCAUCAAACUACGAAAGGGAUGGUCAAUACAACUUGCAGACUCACGAAUCGUAUAUAUCAAACAUGUUGUCCACCUACCAAUUUUAUUCCAACUACGUUUAUCCUGUUAUAGCAGAGUGGAGUCCUGUGAUCCCAGUACAGAAUCCUGUGUACAGCAUACAUUUGCCUCUAGUUGUUAAUCCGGUACAAGUAGUGACAACAUACCCUUAUAUUGGAGUUGUACCAUCAGCUGUACCUUCCCCUGUCACACCUAUUGAGGAAAUUGUACACAAUCUUGAACCUUUACUGUGUUAUGAUGAACUUCAUAAGGAAGAGAAUAGGCAUGAACCAUAUUUUUCAUUACAGUAUGAUGAGCAUUGUUUAGAUAAUUAUAAACAAAUAGCAGAGGUAGAUGAUUUUACUACAUAUUCACGAGAAAUCAACGAAAGGGUGCAAGAAGUUGAAGAAAUUACCUAUCAUAAUAAUAAAGUAGGUGAUCCAUUAGAAUUUUAUCUGACCUUGCCGAAAGAACUAUUUCCUCCAGCAAGAACAUUGUCAGUAGACCCCAAUCCGAUAAUAGACGAGUUUUGUAAAAUUCCAAACAUACAAAAACACGCUCCGUGGAUUCUAGAUUUGGAAUUUGGAGUUCCAAACCUGCCAAUCACAAGACCUAUACCUACGUAUAAUGUUAAACUGAACAGUGUUAAUUGCAAGAACACACCGGAUGCAAUACACCCGGGUUUUGAGAGUUGUGGUAAAGAUUUUAAAGAUGUCUUUCUAUUUUACUACGAUUGUGUUAUAUCAACGUGGUAUAGAGGCUAUAUCAUUUUAAAUAAUGACAGAUCAGUGGAGAAUUUCCAAUCCUGGUUGCUGCUGCCGGCACAGGUAUUGGGAAUGUGUUGGUCUUGAACGCAUGCUGCAUGAUUUUAGAAUGUAAAAUUUGUAAAUAAUUCAUUUUAUUGAUGGAAUGCUUUAUAAUUUUAAUUAUAUGAAAUUCUUUUUA
Molecule: messenger RNA, 1276 nt
Organism: Manduca sexta (tobacco hornworm)
Lineage: Eukaryota; Metazoa; Arthropoda; Insecta; Lepidoptera; Sphingidae
Exons: 2
Coding region: 160-1182 (340 amino acids)
Source: RefSeq, a predicted model, not a curated record